Microthlaspi erraticum is the source of this 225-nucleotide messenger RNA. The record is from the annotation of a GenBank genome assembly. NCBI's taxonomy places the organism in Eukaryota, Viridiplantae, Streptophyta, Magnoliopsida, Brassicales, Brassicaceae.
AUGUUUCUUGGUUUCCAUGAAUUGCAGAACAAACGUGGUGGGAGGGUUAAAUUACAGUCGAUUGUAGUAAUGCCUCUCACAGAGUUUGAACAUGUUGACAAGGGAGAUGCUCUCUAUGGCAUGGAGUUGGCUCUGUCACUGAAUUCAACAUAUCUUCUGCGAAUUUUUUUAUUUUUUGGUUUAGGAUUUGGAUUUAGCCUAAAUUCUGAAGAUGAAGCGGCUUGA